AAUUGACGUCUCAUUUGAAGGCUAUUAAGCAAAUUCCCAAAAGGGAUUUAGAACCCUUUUUUGGUCGCCUUUAUGCCUACCAAACCAUUCAAAUGUCUUCUCUUAAGAUAGCUUAGGAUUUAGAAAGAUCAGGUCGUCUUUUGAGUGUCACUCUCUUUGCCAGAUUCCCACAUGAUUAACGCCUCAAAUUCCUUUUUUAAAAAAAAAAGUUGUCUUCUUUUGCUGCACACGACUUUAAAACCCUAGAAUUUUUGGAUUUUCUCCCAUCCGAUUAUUAUUCUCCGACCAAUCCAAUCAAAUUAUUUCGUAUAUCUUCAAUCGAAUGAGCCAGCCAUUAUAUGGCUUCCUAAUUUGGCUCCCGAGAAUCUUGAGAAAUGAGGGGUAUUUCAGUUCCUCUUGUAUGUUUAGUAAUACUGCUGGUACUAGUAGUAGUAUCAUCUUUAGUUGUUGUCGUUGCAUCCGGACCUCCAUCAAGCUCACGGAGCUCCGACCUGGAUGAUGAUUCGGAUAUUCCUGCUUCCCACCUUCCAUUGCCGCUGACGUCUAAACAUGAUACAGCAGUGGUGGCCGCCCCGGAUGGCACCAUAUACUUAGUGGAGAUCAACUCAGGAAAAGUGCUAUGGUCGUUUGCAUCAGGCUCCGCGAUUUAUUCGUCUUAUCAGGCUGUCCACCAUAAUGAAGGUCAACGGAACAAUGCCACCACAUGGGCCGAUGAUUUUUUCAUAGACAUUGGAGAAGAUUGGCAGCUGUAUGUCAAUGGAAAUGGCUUGAAGAAUGUGAAACUCCCAGUGAGUGUGGAAGAAUUCCUAAAGAGCACUCCUUUCAUAUCAGCUAGUGGUGGAAUUAUGUUAGGCUCGAAGAAAUCAACAAUUUUCAUUGUUGAUGUCAAAACUGGAAAAGUAAUUCAUACCCUGUGUUCAGACACUGUUAGAGCAGUUGAGCAUGAGCACAGUGAUGAAAGUACCCUUGUCGCAAGGACAGAUUUUGGAGGAUGGGUUCCUCAUAGUGCCACGAAUUUGGAUGGAAUUGAAGAGCCACUUUAUGUUACUAGGAAGGAUUAUGUUCUAAAGUUUACUAAUAUGAAGACAGGAAAGAUUUUAUGGUAUCUAACGUUUGCUGAUAUUGAAGCUUCCUAUCAAUGCAAUGCAAUUGAAAGUUUUCUGGGUAGUGUCUUUUAUACAGAAGAUCAAGUUAGCCUUAGAAAGAAUCUUGAUGCCAAGUUGCAGCUUCAUUGUCCUCCAAAGCCUGUUGUCUACCGCAUACGUGAUCGCAGUUCGUUCAAGUCUCUUUUCAAGACUAAUAGUUUGCCAGAUGCUUUUGCUGGGGACAAAGUGCUCUUGCUACCUGCACCUGACCUUGAUCCUAUGUUACAGCUGGUCGAAAAGAUAUUAGGUUUGCAUCAAAGUAAUGGAGGUGAUAUAGGGCUUGCUCUACCCACUCCUGAGAGUGAAGAUUUUGGAGUCGUGGCUUUGCCUGAAGGAGAUAUUGGUCAAAUUCAUGAGAUUGGAGGUUUUGCUAAUUUAAUAGGAUCUCAUUUCUGGUUUGUUGCCCUUUUUGGUGGUCUUAUGCUCCUAAUUGUUACUUUCUUUGUUAGUCACUUGGUAGUUAAAGAACAAGGUAAGUUAAACAAGGGAGUUGAGAUGCCCAAUAUCCAAGCUUUAACAACCAGAAAGAAGAAACUUCGAAAACCAAGAACAAAUAGCAAAACUGCUGAGAGAAAGAAAAAGAAUGUUUCUUAUGAUCAAAUGGUCAAAGACAUCAAUGUGCUCCCAGAUUAUGAAAGAGCAAAAAAAUUCUUACUACUUGGGUUGCCUAAUAAUUCAGAUGGUUUCAUGGACGGACGCAACAUUGGCAGAUUGUUUGUCUCAACCACAGAAAUUGCAAAGGGAAGCAACGGUACCAUCGUGCUUGAGGGAAUUUAUGAUGGUCGUCCAGUUGCUGUUAAGCGCCUUGUACAGACCCAUCACAACGUGGCAUUUAAAGAGAUCCAAAAUCUCAUUGCCUCGGAUCACCAUCCAAAUAUUGUGAGAUGGUUUGGUGUGGAGUAUGAUCAAGAUUUUGUCUAUCUUGCUCUGGAACGUUGUGCCUGUAGCUUAUAUGACCUGAUAUUAUUGUCCUGCUCUAGCUCACAAAAUCAAGAAACUUACCAGGAUGGAGAUUUUAACUGUGCUGGCAAUGAAUUUGUUCGACUAGGGUUGCUAGGAGAUAACCAUGCUCUCCAGUUAUCGAAGUCGAAUGGGUAUCCUUCGCAUCAUUUGUUAAAAUUAAUGAGGGAUGUUGUUCGGGGGCUUGCUCAUUUGCAUGAACUUGGUAUUAUUCAUCGGGAUUUAAAGCCUCAAAAUGUUCUUGUAACAAAGGAAAGAGUUUUAUGUGCCAAACUUUCAGAUAUGGGCAUCAGCAAGCGCCUUUCUGGGGAUAUGUCUUCUUUAACAAAGCAUGCAACUGGUUAUGGGAGUUCAGGGUGGCAAGCACCUGAGCAACUUCUUCAUGAACGUCAGACGCGAGCUGUAGAUUUGUUCAGUCUAGGCUGUCUUCUCUUCUUUUGUAUUACCGGUGGCAAACACCCAUUUGGUGAAAUCCUUGAACGUGAUGUGAAUAUAGUUAAUAACCAAAAAGACUUGUUCUUGAUAGAAAACCUUCCUGAAGCAACAGAUUUGAUCGCUUCUCUCUUGCAUUGCAACCCUGAGUUGAGGCCAAAAGCAACUCAAGUAGCAUGUCAUCCUUUGUUUUGGGAUUCAGAGAUGCGACUUUCAUUUCUUCGAGAUGCCAGCGAUAGGGUGGAAUUGGAGGAUAGGGAGAAGGAAUCUGAACUGCUGAAAGCAUUGGAAAGUAUUGGAAAUGUGGCUUUAGGUGGUAAAUGGGAUGAAAAGAUGGAUACUGCUUUUAUCAAUGAUAUUGGACGUUACAGGCGUUACAAAUUUGAUAGUGUUCGGGACUUGUUGCGUGUGAUACGAAACAAGUUAAACCACUAUAGAGAACUUCCAAAGGAUAUCCAGGGAAUUCUUGGGCAAGUCCCUGAAGGAUUUGAUAAUUACUUUUCUACACGAUUCCCGAAACUUGUAAUAGAGGUUUUUAAGGUGUUUCACUUGUCUUCGUUGUAAACUGCUCAAGAGUCAAUUGUAUAUGAAAUCGUUUUGAA
This is a messenger RNA of Coffea eugenioides, 3139 nucleotides long. Its product is annotated as serine/threonine-protein kinase/endoribonuclease IRE1b-like. Gene Ontology annotation, cellular component: IRE1-TRAF2-ASK1 complex. Bases 375 to 3101 code for a protein of 908 amino acids. NCBI's taxonomy places the organism in Eukaryota, Viridiplantae, Streptophyta, Magnoliopsida, Gentianales, Rubiaceae. Gene Ontology annotation, biological process: protein phosphorylation; mRNA processing; intrinsic apoptotic signaling pathway in response to endoplasmic reticulum stress. The record is from RefSeq and is a predicted model, not a curated record. Gene Ontology annotation, molecular function: protein serine/threonine kinase activity; RNA endonuclease activity; ATP binding. The transcript has 6 exons.